AAUGGAAAUAUUAAGGGAUUCAAUUAAAUUAUAGGAAGAAAACAAAAUGAUGAAAAAGCUUAUACUUUUAUAAUAAUAAGUUGGAUAUCCUUUGGAUAGUUUAAUAAAUGAAUAGUUCAUUCAAAAAUUACCAGAAGAAAGUUUUAUUUGGUAAAAUAUCAUUAUUAUUAAUAUUUAGGACAAUAAUCUCUAAAAAGUAUGAAUUAUUAACAGGGUAAAGAGCCAAUAAAGAAAUUAUCAUAUAGGAAGAAUUAUACAAAAACAUUACAUAUGGAAUGUUUGUAGAUGAAUGUUUUUAAGCUAUAUUACAUUUCCAUUUAGUAAUUACUGAUUAUAAAUUCAACUUACAUAUUAUUCAAGAUUCUAUAAGAAUUCUAAAAUAAUAAAUAUCACUCUUAGAAAGUCACAAUUAAUUAAAAUUUGAAUAACCAAAUAGAUUAUCAAUAUGUUAUACUAGACAUAAAAGUUUAAAAACAGAUAUUUUCAAUCAUUAUCAGAUUAAAUAUAAAGCAUAUCUUAAUGGAUAAGAAUAAAAAUCAAUCUAUGCAAGAGGAGAUGAAUUAACAUGUUCAUUUCCAAUUUUAGAAGAAAGUAAAAUUUUAACAAUAGCUGUUUAUGGUAAGAGAAAGGAAAAUGGAACAGAAUUUAAGAUUUUAAGUAGAAUUGAAUUAGAUUUAAAUGAAGUAUUGAUUUCAUUUCCUUUGCAAAGUUACUCUAAAGAAUUAAUAUAACCUUGUUUAUUGACCUUAGAUUAUUAAGAUGAAUCAUUUGAUGCUCAAUUUUAUGGAAAGAAUCCAAUUGAACUUUAGUAUUAAUUAAUUUGAUUAAUAUUAUAGAUUUUAACUUUCAAUGCCUUCAGAAAAUAGAAUUUAAAUGAUGAAAGUUCUUAAAUAAAGACAAGAAGAUUUUGCAAAUUAGAUUAGAUAUGAAAUAGAAACCAGGAAUUCUUAUAUCUAAUCAAUUAUUUAACCUUUUAAUGAUUUAAUUUAUAUCCCUGGAGAAGAUCUAAAAAAUAAAUAUGAAAUAGAUUCAUAAAGAUUUUCAUGUUCAGCUUGUUUAAUAUUUUGA
Paramecium pentaurelia is the source of this 1068-nucleotide messenger RNA. The record is from the annotation of a GenBank genome assembly. NCBI's taxonomy places the organism in Eukaryota, Ciliophora, Oligohymenophorea, Peniculida, Parameciidae.